Molecule: messenger RNA, 531 nt
Organism: Pisolithus orientalis
Lineage: Eukaryota; Fungi; Basidiomycota; Agaricomycetes; Boletales; Pisolithaceae
Exons: 6
Coding region: 1-531 (176 amino acids)
Source: RefSeq, a predicted model, not a curated record
AUGGAUGUCAGGACCACUAAUCUAUCCUACCUCUCUAUGAUAAUCCAAUACAUCAGUGUCCAAUUUAGACAGUUUGCAUAUGCUUUGCAACAGGCCAACAACCCAAGAUCAGGUGGAAAUACAUAUAUUGAAGCAGGUCCUGGCUACCUGCAAUUCCUAUGGGACAAUCAUGAAGGUCCCAUAUAUUGCUGUCCUAUGCCCCAUACCUGGUGGAUGAGGGACCCUACCCACCUGGAUGGGUAUGAUCAUUGGUCAUUGGAGGAAGUUUUGCAGGAGGCCAAGGAAUUCUUUGUUGGGGUUGAGGAAAGAACAGAGAGUAUUCCACUGCUGUGUGACAUGGACCAAAUCCCAUCAGAGACUAUCAGCUGGUUGAUUGAAAGCUGUGAUGAGAUGAUCCAUGGGGAGGAGGUGGAGAUUUGCCAGCUCCAUGGUGUGGACAAAUACAGGAGCAGCUUGAGGACUUCUGGGUCAAUUCAGUUACUCAGCCAGGAGCCAGCAAUAAGUAGGGUGCUGUCUUCUUUACACAUCUGA